CGAUGAGUCACAGGGAGCUGAUUCGGCUUCUCGUCCGCCAAUAACUAUAAAGAGGUUUCGUCGCCGCCCUUUUGCCAUGGCAACUGACUAAGGCCGUGGUGUAGCCCAGCUGUCGCGAAAUCCAAUGCGGUUGUUGAGGACAGCCUUUGGAUCAUCUCUCUUCUAUGAGAUGAUCGUUCUUAUGCGACUGGCCUCGUUUACUCUACCAUUUGGAUUACUGAUCAACCGAGCCAUGGCAUGGACCUCCACUGGGAAGACUCACACUGACCUUAUCAACAAUCUACGCAAGAAUGGUGUGAUCAAAUCGCAGAAUGUAUAUGAUAUAUUGCUGACGACAGACAGAGCUCAUUAUAUACAGUAUUUUCCAUACAUGGACUCACCCCAGAGCAUAGGCUACAAGGCAACAAUCAGUGCCCCACACAUGCAUGCACAUGCACUGGAGUUGCUGGAAGACAAGCUGAUUGAAGGAGCCAAAGCCCUGGAUGUUGGCUCUGGAAGUGGAUAUCUGACUGCCUGUUUUGCCAGAAUGGUUGGAUUGACUGGAAAGGUGGUUGGAAUUGAGCACAUUAAUCAUCUUGUUCAUGAUGCUAUUCAGAAUGUGAAGCAGGACGAUCCAACCUUACUGAGCAGUGGACGCAUCAAGUUUGUGGUGGGAGAUGGAAGACUUGGUUAUCCGGAUGAAGGACCUUAUGAUGCAAUUCAUGUUGGAGCUGCAGCUGCUAUAGUACCUCAGGAGUUACUGAAACAGCUGAAGCCUGGAGGAAGACUGAUCUUGCCAGUGGGGCCGGAAGGUGGUAGCCAGGUAUUGGAGCAAUACGACAAAGACAACGAAGGGAAGAUCACCAGAGCUCGGCUCAUGGGUGUCAUGUAUGUUCCUCUGACAGACAAAGAAAAGCAGUGGCCAAGGGAUGAGCACUGAAACCUACAUAUUUAAAGACAGAAAAAAGGAAAAUGGAUACGAAACAGACUUGAUGAUUAGUCCAUAGGAGGAGUAUGUAGGGAAGUGGCCAUAAUGCCCCGCUAACACAUUCUCCAUAGUGAUUGGUGGAGCUGGGUGUGCUGUGAUAAUGCUUACAGAUAUAUCUGCGCAGUGUGAGAGCCUGAUUAUAAGAUAAGGACGGGAUUAAUACAAGUUGUAUUUACUGAGAGACUAAUAUAAGAAAACAAAUACCUACCUAUAAUUUAAUUACACCUCCUGGGGAAACGGUGGAUGUACAGCUUCAGGAACUGUAGAGUAAAUUUAUUGUAUGUGUACCCAGAAUUCUUUGCUGCUAAAAUCAGGCCUAGGUAUUAAGGAAGCUAUAUGCAUAACUGCUUGUGCAACUGAAAUAUAAAGUUGUUGCCAUGGAAUAAGCCUUAUGCUGUUGGGCAAUAUUAAUGUACAAAACUAAUCGCCUAUAUACCUGUAUAUUUUGCUGCAGUAGAAAAGCCAUACUAACCAAUUAUAAGUUUUUAUUAAUUGUUUCAUAGUUGACCAAUUAGACCCAAUGCUGACUGGUUAGUAUGGGAUAUUCCUUUAGGGCUCUUACACUUGCCCGUUUUUUUUUUUUUUUCUGCUCUCCCCUGCAUUGAGCUUUCUUCCGUUCAUCCGCAGGGGAGCGCAGGAUCAUUGUGAAGGGGGCUGUACUCGCCCAAACAUGUAUGCGCUGAACGCAGGUGAAAUGCAACAUGCUGCUUCCCACCUGCGUUUGGCACUUGCAUGCGUCUGUGUGAGUACAGCCUCCUUCAGAAUAAUUGACUGCGUCUACUGCUGUGCUCCCCUGCGGCUCAAUGGAAGAAAGCGCAGGUAAACGGCCGUGUGUAAGAGCCCUUAGCCCUGUUCCUAAAAAUGGCUCCCCAGAUGUUGGUGGACUAGAAUUCCCAGCAUGAUUUAACCAGUUAUUGUAUGUUGUAAUCCAGCAAUAUGGGGACCCAAGGUUAAGAAACAUGAUACUGUAGAGCACAGAUUCAUCUGGUUUUUGUGUCCCCUUUUAACAAUUUUUAAGGCCAGACACAUAGCCGUUAAUAAUUUCCUGCGACAGCACCUAAUUUAGUUAUUUAUUCACACCAACCUGCACAAUAACUGUGUGUUCUACAGCUCCUCCCAGUGUGGAAUUUAAAACUGAUCUGUAGUUGUCGGGGGUCACUCAUCGUAGCAACAAGAAGUGUCUAAAUGCCACGAUGUAGGUUUAAUAGUGCUAUGCCUGAAAUGUCAGAUGAGCAAGUCAUUUUAUUAGCAAAUAUAAAAUUCAAACUGCAUUGCUUUGGCUACUAAUUUCAGAAGCCUGAGAACUUCAUGCUGGGCGGAGAUAAGUCAUUAUUUCUAUGUUGAAAUAUCACCAACACAGCACUCCAAUUACACACGGCAACUUGACUGUACAUAGCCUUGAGGUCUGUCAAUGUACAGGUCAGAGUCCCACCACCCCCUCUUAUUUGUGUUCCUUGUUCUGUAUAUGCAGAAAACAUGUACGAUAGGAGCACUUGUAUACUCAAUGGUAGAGCUGGGCAAGUAGUAUGUAUGUAUAUAACCUACAGUCAUAACAUGUCACUAAUAUACAUGCUUGUUGUUAAAGUGUUCAUAUAUAGAAAUUAAUAAAGCUUUCAUGAAACUGCCA
Xenopus laevis (African clawed frog) is the source of this 2594-nucleotide messenger RNA. RefSeq lists its product as uncharacterized. Gene Ontology annotation, molecular function: protein-L-isoaspartate (D-aspartate) O-methyltransferase activity. Lineage: Eukaryota; Metazoa; Chordata; Amphibia; Anura; Pipidae. Gene Ontology annotation, cellular component: cytoplasm. Bases 125 to 919 code for a protein of 264 amino acids. The transcript is spliced from 9 exons. The record is from RefSeq and is a predicted model, not a curated record.